Ceratitis capitata (Mediterranean fruit fly) is the source of this 2083-nucleotide messenger RNA. RefSeq names its product RILP-like protein homolog (gene Rilpl). Lineage: Eukaryota; Metazoa; Arthropoda; Insecta; Diptera; Tephritidae. The transcript is spliced from 5 exons. The record is from RefSeq and is a predicted model, not a curated record. Gene Ontology annotation, biological process: cilium assembly. The coding region runs from base 594 to 1868 and encodes 424 amino acids. Gene Ontology annotation, cellular component: cytoplasm; ciliary basal body.
AUUUUCUCUGAUUUUAGUACGGUUUUAGAGCACAAAAUGUUUAUUAUCCCCAAUUUCCUACUUUCUAUACAACGCUAUAUGUCGUCAUCUGUUAUUCGCUGAUGUUACUCAUACAAAUUUUCCGCAACAACACAAAAAGGAGUAGUCAAAUAUUUUCAGCUGCCGCAAUUAUAUCCUUGUAAAAUUUGGAAAACCUUUUUCAAUUAUAUACGCAUUUAUGCGAAAAUAUUAGGAGAUAUUAAAGUUGUGCAAUGAAUAAGAAUUGUGAAUAAAUCCCUGGAAAAAGUGUUGUGAACAUCAGAAUAUAUUUGCUGAAUAUAAGUUAUUUGACUUUGUUGUGUAUGCACUUGUUGUAUAUAGCAGUGUUGGCGGAACCAAAAUUUGUAGCUAGUAAAAUACUGGCAAAAAAUUGAAUUAUCUAUUCUUAAUAAAUAUACAGCUGUUUCGAACGAGUAGCAACCUGCGCCCGGAUAUUGCCAAUAGCCAUCAGGCGUUCUCUAAAGACACAUUUCGCUUACUUGGGAUUUCUUUUAAUUUCUUUACAAAUCUAUUAAUUCGCUUGGGAGGAAUACAUCUGCUACUUUUAUUCCUACAUGCCCGGUUUUCAUAUUAAUGAAAUGGGUGAAAUGGUUUUGGAUGCCAUCGAGGACAUCGCCGUUUAUGAUGUAUAUGGUCUAGCAACAGAUAUUGGUAGAGAAUGCGAACGGGUGAUUGAUCGUUUUGGUAUCGAUGCAGUCUCCACUGUGUUGCCUAAGGUUAUCAACACGCUAGAGUUGUUGGAGAUAUUUGUAGAUAAGAACGAAAAGGAGAAUGUAACAAUAAAGGAGUUGCGGGAAAAGAUUACGCAGUUGGAGAAUGAAAAAUCUGAAAAAGCAGAACACCGCCGACGUUAUGAGAGGGAAAUGGAAGUGCUAGAAGAGCAAUGGCGUACCGAAACUAAUGAAUUGCUUGAAAUGGUGCAAACACUACAGGAUGAAAAUAAACGUCUUGUGAAACAGACACAAGAUUUGCAAUCUUCUUCUGCACAUUCAUCAGGUUUGGGUGCAAGCUUAACGGAAAGUAUUAUCAGUAUUACGAAUAAUGAGUUGCAUAGUGCUUUAACUGAUACACAAGUACUCCAACGUUUAAAGGAGCAGAUUUACAAACAACGAGAUGAGCUGAAACAAAAGGAGCAAGAAUUGCAGGAAAAAUAUGAGGAUAUCGAGGGUCUUCAUAUACAAAUUGAACGCUUAAAAACAUCUGGAGAAGAUGCUCAUCGCCGACGUAAAGCAUUGCAGGCACAAGUGAUGACGAUGUGUGAGCAACGUGCCGACUUUUUAGCACAAUUACAGGACCAAUUCCUUGAAAUUAAUCAAUUACGUCAACAACUCGGUUUGGCUGAGAAAGAGAAUGAGGAUUUGGUAAAAUCAUACAGUGACGACCCUAACGAUCCGAAUCGUCCGCGAUAUACGACGUUACAGUUGAAGGAGUUAAUGCGUGAACGUGAUGAAUUAAUCACCACUGUUGACAAUUUGACCGAAGAGUUAAAGGCACUGAAGCCAAGUAGCGCCAAAGUGGCAGGUGGUGGCGGUGGUGGUGGUGGUGGCGACUCAAGUUCAUAUGAUUAUGAUGACGAUGAUGAUGUUGAUGAAGAAUCACAAGAGGCGCAUGAAGCUGUAUGCGGCACGCCGCCCGACCAUGAUGCACCCGUACAAGGACCUUUACCCUACGAACCAGACGAUGCUCCUUGGAAGAAGAGCAGUGAAUCGGGUAUACGUAAAUUUUUCCGUCGUUUGUUUUCCGACACAUCAGAUACUUCAAAGCGUUCCUUGGCCACACUUUCGAAAAUGGCGCUCUCUGCUACGCCUGGCAAUGUGGAUGUCAAGUAAACUACCGGGCUAAUGCAUUUAUUUAUUCUUUUGUUAAAAUUAUGGGCUGAAUUUUUCGAUGUUAAUUAAGCAGAAGUGCCAGAAAAUGGUGUCGAAGAUUAUUUAUAAGAGUUUUGUCUGAAACUGCAACAUUCCUUACAUUCUUCAUGUAAUUAAUAAUUUAUACAACAAAAAAGGUUAUCAAGAAUUCUAAGCAAAAAUCUAAACUAUUUAAA